Messenger RNA from Aspergillus lentulus, 1554 nucleotides. RefSeq lists its product as uncharacterized. The record is from RefSeq and is a predicted model, not a curated record. Gene Ontology annotation, cellular component: plasma membrane. Gene Ontology annotation, biological process: transmembrane transport. Gene Ontology annotation, molecular function: transmembrane transporter activity. Lineage: Eukaryota; Fungi; Ascomycota; Eurotiomycetes; Eurotiales; Aspergillaceae.
AUGAAUGCGUCUAUGGAACUACGGCCGCACCGAGCGGACGACGAUAUCGAGACCCCUGUGCCUGCAAAGGCUGAUAUCCAUCUCGUGGAGAGCACAGAGACUGGCAUCCCUUCCAAAUAUGCCGAUAUAGUGGCCUCUCGUCUCUCCAGAUCCCAUCGGGACUUCCUGAUGGAGCAUCACGGCACACUGGAUCUCGAUCCUAUUCCAAGCAUGGAUCUUGCAGACCCUUAUAAUUGGCCCGCAUGGAAGAAAAUGGCGAAUCUGAUCCUAGUCGCUUUCCACGCAUGCAUGGGUACCUUUGCCGCAAGCGGAAUCAUCCCAGGCUACAGCAUCAUCGCCGAGGAUUUUGGCGUCUCCAUCAACAAAGCGAGUUACCUUACCUCCCUUCAGAUUGCGAUUCUGGGCGGAGCGCCAUUGUUCUGGAAGCCCUUGUCUCAACGUUACGGACGUCGCCCCAUCUUCUUGCUAUCAUUGAUUUGCAGCUGUAUCUGCAACAUAGGGUGUGCCAAAAGCUCCGAUUAUGCAUCGGUCGCUGCCUGUCGAGCCUUGCAAGCCUUUUUCAUUUCCCCGGCUUCCGCCAUCGGAAGUGCUAUUGUGAUGGAAACAACUUUCAAGAAGGAUCGCGCCAAAUACAUGGGAAUCUGGACUCUAAUGGUCACAGUUGGCAUUCCUUGCGGUCCAUUCAUCUUCGGCUUCGUGGCGCACCGUGCUGGUUACGUGUGGAUUUACUGGGUGCUGGCAAUGAUCAAUGGCGGUCAGUUUAUUCUGUACCUCUUCUUCGGGCCAGAAACUCGUUACAUCGGCGGCGACGAAAACCCGAAAGAGCCCGCCUGGAAACGAGAAUACCUUUCCCUGCGACGCAUCGACCCAGCUCCCUUUAUGUGGUAUGAGUUUGUCAAGCCUUUGACGAUGGUCAUGCAACCAUGCAUUGCCAUACCCGCAGCGGCCUAUGCCAUGGUCUUCUGCCUAAGUAAUGUCUUGGCCACAGUUGAGGUACCAACGCUUUUGGAACGCAGGUGGGGGCUCAACCCAGAACAGCUGGGACUACAGUUCCUUGGUCCCAUCAUUGGAUCGGUACUGGGAGAGCAACUUGGUGGCAGGAUGUCCGAUCUGUGGAUGAGGCAGCGAGAGCGCAAGGCUCGUAAGAGGCCUGAGCCGGAACACCGCCUGUGGCUCAGCUACAUUGGUUAUAUCCUCUCCAUUGUCGGUCUCAUUGUCUUCCUUGUAUGUACUCAACUGUCCGGAAACCACUGGGAAGUUGCUCCUAUCAUCGGCAUCGCCAUUGGAGCCGCUGGCAACCAGGUAGUGACCACGGUGCUCAUCACGUUCGCCGUCGACUGUUAUCCCGAAGAAGCCGGUAGUGUUGGCGUUUUCAUCACGUUCGUUCGGCAGAUUUGGGGAUUUCUUGGGCCGUUCUGGUUUCCUGCUAUGUUUGAGAAUGUUGGAGUCGCUGCCAGUGCUGGAGUCGGCUGUGCUCUGAUUGUGGGAGCUAGUGUCUUCCCGACGAUUAUCGUUCACUGGCAAGGCGAGAAAUGGCGUCCCAGCCAGAGAUGA